AUGGUCUUCAAGCCCUUCAAGCCUCCUUUAAUAAGGAAACCACAACCGCAGCCGUCGUCGUCGAAUGAAAUCGAGACUGAAUCUGCCCCGAGAGAAACCAUCACCAUUACGGAUGACCAGAAUGCACCUCCGGCUAAGAAACAGCGUUUGCAGACAGAGUCAGCUCCAAGGAGGCCGUUGUUUCAGGUGAGGAAUCAGGGUGGGUUUGGUAGUGAUGAGAAUGGCGAGAAAGAAGAUGAGAAGGAGGCAACUGGAAGUGGGGAUGGGUCUGAAGGGGAGAGGUUUUUUAAUGUCUUGUGGCGCAAACCAACCACCAAAAAAAACAAAACCUGGGACGGAGACGGUAUCCUAAUCACCCGCGACGACGGCUAUGCCUAUCUACAAGAUAUGUCAGGGAAGUACAUGGGCCGUGUAAUCCACGGGUCGAAACUCGAGCCCGGUACGAUGCUGUCAACUGGGAGUAAAGAGAUCGAGGUUGAUUCUGAGAUCCCGAGGAAAGAGUACCUGUCGGGGAGGGUUUUUCUUGAGAGCAAUACCGCUCCAGUGGCGCCAUCUGUGCCUACGAAACAGUUCAUUCCUUUGGCGGGUCAGAAUAAGCUGGGGACGAGGAAUGCUGCUACGGCUGGUGCUACUGCCAGGUCGACCAGUGCGUAUAAGACGCCUUUGCUGGAGACGACCGUUUUACCGCAGAAGAAAAUUCUUCCUACUCCACGUCAUGAUCCGAAAGCGCCGGGGGCGUUGGUGAUGAAGCGACCCGAUUCAGCGCCGAAGGGAAAGCAGAUUGUGGAUGUCGUUGUUGAUCCUAUUUUGUGCAAACAUCUUCGCCAGCACCAGCGGGAGGGAGUACAGUUUCUUUAUGAGUGCGUGAUGGGAUUGCGUUCGUUUAAUGGUGAAGGCGCGAUUCUGGCGGAUGACAUGGGACUGGGGAAAACGCUUCAGACGAUUGCGCUGUUGUGGACGUUGCUGAAGCAGAAUCCAAUCUAUGAGAGUCAGCCUGUGGUAAAGAAGGCUCUUAUUGUUUGCCCGGUAACACUGAUCAGCAAUUGGAGAAAGGAGUUUCGGAAGUGGCUAGGGAAUGAGAGGAUUGGAGUCUUUGUCCUCGACGACAAUCGGAAGCGAUUGACAGAUUUCACGAAGGGUAAGGCUUAUAGUGUCAUGAUCGUGGGAUAUGAGAAGUUGAGGACUGUCCAGGAGGCACUUACGAGAGGCGCUGGUGUCGACAUUAUUAUCGCAGAUGAAGGUCAUCGGUUGAAGACGCUGCAGAACAAGAGUGGUCAGGCGAUUCAGUCGUUGAAUGCUGCGAAGAGGGUUAUUCUCUCUGGAACUCCUAUUCAGAAUGAUCUGAGAGAGUUCUUUGCGGCAGUGGACUUGGUUAACCCCGGUGUUUUGGGGACUUUCAAAGCUUUUGUUAAGGAAUUCGAAACGCCAAUCGUGAGAAGCAGACAACCGGAAGCAACGCGGAAAGACAUUGAAAAGGGCGAGGCUCGUGGUGAAGAGCUAAGGGAGCUCACGUCGAAGUUCAUGCUGCGUAGGACAGCAGAUAUCUUGGCCAAAUACCUCCCACCGAAGACGGAAUACGUCCUCUUCUGCAACCCUACGCACGCCCAGGCCAAUUUCUACAAACACGUCCUCGCCUCCCCUAUAUUCCAAAGCGUCCUUGGAAACUCCGAAAGUGCGCUACAACUCAUCACCAUCCUCAAGAAAGUCUGCAACAGCCCAUCCCUACUCUCAGCGCCGAAUGGCAAAGAUACACCUAGCGAAACAAUCACAUCCCUCCUCUCCUCCAUACCCCUCAAACUCGCCCGCCUCAACAAUUCCCCCGGCAUGAGCGCCAAAAUCCGCGUCCUCGACCAACUCCUCCACAACCUCCGCACCAAGACCUCCGAAAAAAUUGUCCUCGUCUCAAAUUACACCUCCACCCUCGACCUCCUCGCCAAACUCCUCUCCUCCCUCUCCCUCCCCUUCCUCCGCCUCGACGGCUCCACUCCCGCCACAAAACGCCAGUCCCUAGUCGAAGAUUUCAACCGCCUCCCCGCCUCGGUCUGCUUCGCCUUCCUCCUCUCCGCAAAGGCAGGAGGAACAGGCUUGAACCUCAUCGGCGCAAGCCGUCUCGUUCUCUUCGACGUCGACUGGAACCCAGCGACUGAUGUGCAGGCAAUGGCGCGGAUUCAUCGCGAUGGACAGAAGAGACACUGUCGGAUCUAUCGUGUUUUACUGAAAGGUAGUCUCGAGGAGAAGAUUUGGCAGAGACAGGUUACGAAGAUUGGAUUGGCGGAUAGUGUUAUGGAGCGGAAGGAUGGGGUUGCGCAGUUUUCGAGGGAUGAACUGAAGGAUUUGUUUCGAUUGGAUGAGAGCAGUCUUUGUCAGACACAUGAGCUGGUAGGGUGUGAGUGUGGAGGGUGGGGUGUCCUUCCUCCGAACAAGGAUGAGCCGGAGGACUCCUCCGCAAGAGAAUCAUCGGAGCAAAACAAAGAAGAUAACGACGACGAAGAUGAAAUCCCUGACCUCCCCGACUUCCCAACCCUCCUUAAAGCCUCCGAAGUCGACAUGGAAGAACAAGAGCGCCUCAUUCGCCAACGCCAACGCGUUCGGCCAUCCAGAUCCAAACGCAAACACGACCCUGACUCUGAUGACAACGAAGACGAAGAAGAAAACGAACCAAUCAACCAAAAGAACAAAAUGCAGAAAUCGCUCGCUGCGUACGCGCACAUCGAUCCCCUCUUGAUGUCGCAGUCUAAAUUCGCAGAGGAUGAUAUCAUGAAGGUGAUUGACGAUGACGAUGUUUUGUUUCCGUUAGUUCAGGAAGAGGAUAACCGAGUUGGGUUUAUCUUUAAGAAGAGCGGUGCUCUUCCUAGCAGUGAUACGAUUGGCGAUGAAGCCGUAGAUGAAGCUACUAAGAAAGAAGCUGGAGAGAAUUCAGUCUCUAUUCCCAUUAUACUAGAUUAG
Messenger RNA from Aspergillus ruber CBS 135680, 2946 nucleotides. RefSeq names its product DEAD/DEAH box helicase. Gene Ontology annotation, cellular component: nucleus. Gene Ontology annotation, molecular function: DNA translocase activity; ATP-dependent chromatin remodeler activity; ATP binding. Gene Ontology annotation, biological process: reciprocal meiotic recombination; double-strand break repair via homologous recombination. NCBI's taxonomy places the organism in Eukaryota, Fungi, Ascomycota, Eurotiomycetes, Eurotiales, Aspergillaceae. Bases 1 to 2946 code for a protein of 981 amino acids. The transcript is spliced from 2 exons. The record is from RefSeq and is a predicted model, not a curated record.